This is a messenger RNA of Symbiodinium sp. CCMP2456, 537 nucleotides long. The record is from the annotation of a GenBank genome assembly. NCBI's taxonomy places the organism in Eukaryota, Dinophyceae, Suessiales, Symbiodiniaceae.
AUGCCCUGUGCUCAGACCGGCUACCUCUACGAUGACGUCGUCCAGGCAGACUUCUCAGCACGGAUGCAGCGCAAGCUGGUGCCUUCCUAUCAGCCCAGAGUCCAUCCAGCAUACCAGUCUGCCUUCAAGCUGAUGGACUUGACUGCCAACUUCAAUGAACAGGGGCUCAGUGAUAGCUCGGAAAGUCGAGCUUCGACGGACCUGGCAUCAGAAGAGGGCGAGGAGCAGGAAGACAUCACCCUGGCGGCGAGCAUCUUCGGGAAGGAGUACGAGAGCAUGGAGUACUUCAAGCGAGAGAAAGCUGAGAAGAAAGCGAGGAAGAAGGAGAAGAAGGAGAAGGGGGGAGACGAAGAGAAGAAGCAGAAGAAGAGAAGGAAGAGCAAGGGCGCAGACCCUUUCAUGGAUGACGAGGUCAAUCCCUACGAUGCCGGCGCAAAUGACAAGCACAAGAAGAAGAAAAAAAAGGAUAAAGGGAGCAAGAAGGACGAGGCACAGUUUUCUGAAGCAAAAGAUCUGGCCGGCAUUAUCGACUUCUGA